Molecule: messenger RNA, 1149 nt
Organism: Phytophthora sojae
Lineage: Eukaryota; Oomycota; Peronosporomycetes; Peronosporales; Peronosporaceae
Exons: 3
Coding region: 1-1149 (382 amino acids)
Molecular function (GO): oxidoreductase activity; FMN binding
Source: RefSeq, a predicted model, not a curated record
AUGCCCAAGAUCGUUCCUGGCAGCGACGGCACGCCGCUCAACGUGCUCGAGUACGAGGAGUACGCCAAGGAGUACCUGCCCAAGAACGCCUUCGACUACUACGCGUCGGGCGCGGACGACAUGGUGACGCUGCAGGAGAACCGCGAGGCCUUCAAGCGGCUGGUGCUGCACCCGCGCGUGCUGCGCGACGUGUCCAACAUGGACACGAGCACGACGCUGCUGGGGCAUCGUGUGAGUUCCCCCGUGUGCGUGGCGCCCUCGGCCAUGCACCGCAUGGCGCACCCGGACGGGGAGAUCGCCAGCAGUUCGGCCACCGCCAAGGCAGACGCGUGCUACAUCCUCAGCACCAUCUCCACCACGAGCCUCGAGGACGUGGCCGUCGCUAACAGCCAGGCCAACCCCAACGCGCUGCGCUGGUACCAGCUCUACGUCUUCAAGGACCGCGAGAUCACGCGCGGCCUCGUCAAGCGCGCCGAGAAGGCCGGCUACAAGGCCAUCGUGCUGACCGUGGACACGCCCAUGCUGGGCCACCGCGAGCCGGACGUGCGCAACCGCUUCAGCCUGCCCAGCCACCUCACCAUGGCCAACUUUGCCGCGGUGGGCGGCGAGCACGAGCACGGCGUGAACAGCCUCAAGGACUCGGGCCUGGCCCACUACGUGAGCGAACUCUUCGACCUGACGCUCAACUGGAACGACGUCAAGUGGCUCAAGAGCAUCACCAAGCUGCCCGUGGUCGUCAAGGGCGUGCUCAGCCCCGAGGACGCCAAGAUCGCCGUUGAUAUGGGCUGCGAGGGCAUCCUCGUGUCCAACCACGGCGCACGCCAGCUCGACGGCGUGGCCGCGACCAUCGACGCGCUGCCCGCGAUCGUCCAGGCUGUGGACGGCCGCGCGGAGGUCUACCUGGACGGCGGCGUGCGUCGCGGCACGGACGUGUUCAAGGCCCUGGCGCUUGGAGCUCGCGCCGUGUUCCUCGGCCGCCCCGUUCUGUUCGGCCUGGCCCACAGUGGCGAGGCCGGGGUGUCCAACGUCCUCCGCAUCCUGAACGACGAGUUGAGGCACGCCAUGCUCUUCUCCGGUACCGCUAAGCUGGCCGACAUUGGCCCUGCGUACGUGCGUCGCGGUGUGCCCCCGCUUCCAUCGUCGCUGUAA